Molecule: messenger RNA, 750 nt
Organism: Blastomyces dermatitidis ER-3
Lineage: Eukaryota; Fungi; Ascomycota; Eurotiomycetes; Onygenales; Ajellomycetaceae
Exons: 2
Coding region: 1-714 (237 amino acids)
Source: RefSeq, a predicted model, not a curated record
AUGAACAAUAAAACGGGAAAAUAUGAAGAGCGAUUGAGAGCUGAAACGAGCAAGAAGAGCGAAAGGAAGAAAGGAGAAGAAAGGCUAUGUGCAGACAAGAGGGCGGAUGCGAACAAUGGGGAGAGUUGGGUCAGGUUGAAGAUGAAGAAAGGAACGAGGACUACUAACAAGGGUUCCAGAUUGACCCAGGGCCAGAAAAACAACUGGUUUCUGAGAGAUGGAUCUCCAAUAGCAAGUCGAAUAAAUAUGCGCGAGGGUGUCACUGUUGGAAUCGCGCAAGCUUCGAGCCCAGACGAGCGAGAGCCGAGAUCGAAAAGGUCGGAGAAAGGUACGACAAGUGCGCUGGGAGCAGAGACGGCAGGACAGGCUGCUGCUUGGCUGCUUCAGCUAAGACUUGCUAGUGUGAUUGGAAGUGUGUGUCUGGGUGCAGUUACCAGUCUCCUGCGCCCGCUAGAGUGCAGGGUUGGCAGCACAGCGAAUGUGAUUGGCUGGCGCGAUGGCAGGUGGCCGAUCCAAGGGGGUUACGUGAGGGAGGGUACGGAAAUUGGGACGGAUUGGUGGGAAGAGCGUAUGGGGUUGGAGGAAGAGGGAGGACGAUGCAGAGAAAAGCGCGACUUGGAGAUGAAGCUGGAGUUUGGAGAUGGCGAGAUGGCAAGAUGGGGAGAGAGAAAUGGAGAAAUGGAGAAAUGGAGAAAUGAGGAGAUGAGGAGAUGAGGAGACGAGGAGAUGUGGAGAUGGAGAGAUGAAGAG